AUGCAUCAGUUAAAUGUACGGGCUGGCUUAAUAUCUAUCUAUCUAUCUAUCUAUCUAUCUAUCUAUCUAUCUAUCUAUCUAUCUGUUAUGAUCCGGUUCCUUGUACAAAGAUCCCAUAACACUAUCUAUGUUCAUUAUCUAUCUAUCUAUCUAUCUAUCUAUCUAUCUAUCUAUCUAUGUUCAUUGUCUAUCUUUCUAUCUACCUAUUUAGCUAUCUACAUCGAUCUGUUCCUAUCUAGUUAUUUUAAUUUAUUUUUAGCUAGCUAUCUAUCAAAAAUUGAGAAAGAGAGAGAAGAUCUGUUCAUUAUCUAUCUCUUUCGAUGUCUUUAUCUAUCUAUUUAUCUAUCUAUCUAUCUUUCUAUCUAUAUUUAUUCAUUAUCUAACUCUUUCGAUUUCUUUAUUAUCUAUCUAUCCCUAUUCACUAUCCAUCUCUUUCGAUCUAUAUUCAUUAUCUAUCUAUCUAUCUAUCUAUCUAUCUAUCUAUCUAUCUAUCUAUCUAUCUAUCUAUUCCAUCUGUUCUAUAUCAUCUAUCUAUCUAUCUAUCUAUCUAUCUAUCUAUCUAUCUAUUCCACUCUGUUCUCUAUCUAUCUAUCUAUCUAUCUAUCUAUCUAUCUAUCUAUCUAUCUAUCUAUUCCACCCUGUUCUCUAUCUAUCUAUCUAUCUAUCUAUCUAUCUAUCUAUCUAUCUAUCUAUCUAUCUAUCUAUUCCACCCUGUUAUCUAUCUAUCUAUCUAUCUAUCUAUCUAUCUAUCUCAUCCUAUUCAUCUAUCUAUCUAUCUAUCUAUCUAUCUAUCUAUCUAUCUAUCUAUCUAUCUAUCUAUCUAUCUAUCUAUGUAUAUUCAUUAUCUACGCCUUUCGAUCUAUCUAUCAAUCUAUUAGACUGAAGGGAGAAGAAAGAGGAUUCACACCUUUCCCUUUCUAUCUAUCUAUCUAUCUAUAUCUAUCUAUCUAUCUAUCUAUCUAUAUCUACUCUCCUUUUCUUAUUUUAACGUUAUUUUUCCUACCUCUCUAUGACCUAUGUCUACCUCGCAAUUCUUGUUCUUAUUUCGUUUAUAUACUUUCUUUUUUCUCGUUCUUCUUAUUUUUCUUCUACAUAUUUUCUUUUUCUCGUGAUUUUUGUUCAUUUUCUUAUUUUCCUUUGUUCGUAUUCUUAUUCAUUUUUUGUUUUUGUUCUUUCUCUUGUUAUUAUUAUUAUUAUUAUUAUUAUUAUUUUCUUGUUUUUUUUUAUGCUUCUUCCGCCUUUUUUCACACAUUUUUUCAGAUUUUCUUCUUCUUUUGCAGCGAUUGUUCUUAUUUCUUUCUUUUAUUUUUGCUGUUGUUGUUCAUCUUGUUCAUCUUUUUAAUCUUUUAUAUUCUUCUUCCACGUUUUGUUAUUAUUGUUGUUGUCGCUUUUCUUUUGCACGGUUUUUGUUGUUGUUCUCCGUCUUUCAACUUUUCCUCUAACUUCCUCUUUUUUGUUGUUGUUCUUCUUUUUCAUUUUUUUGUUCUUUUUGUUAAUGAUGAUGUUCUUGAUAUUUUUGUUGUUAGUGCUGUUUUUGUUGUUUUUUUUCUUCUUGCUCUUGUUUGUCUUGUUGUUUUCGUUGUUGCUGUUUUUGUUGUUUUUCUCCUUGCUAAUGUUGUUGUUCUUAUUUUUGUCUUUUGUUGGUCUUUUUGUUGA
Molecule: messenger RNA, 1656 nt
Organism: Acanthosepion pharaonis
Lineage: Eukaryota; Metazoa; Mollusca; Cephalopoda; Sepiida; Sepiidae
Source: the annotation of a GenBank genome assembly